AAACUAUAGUGAAAUAUUUGACAGUUCUUUUUGGUCGGUGGGGUACUUGACAUUUGGAAGAUAAGAACAGACAAAUUUUGUAACAAAAUGAAAAUCCCAGGAUUUGCUCUCAACCUUUGUCCUAAUAAAUCCUAAAUGUUGUUUUACUUUAAAUACCAAAAUUACAGACAAGCUUUUGUCCUAAACUCCCUCCCUAUCAACAAACCCUAUAACCCUUUGAACCGAAGGCCAGCGAAGUAAAAACACAUUCUAUUCAUAGUCAUUCACAACCAAAUCACCUAAUUUUUCUUGCUAAAGAAGAAACAAAAACCAGGGAAGAAAAAAAAAAUUAAGAGAAGAAAAUUACACAAAAAAAUUAAAAACCUUUCUAUUUUCUCUUCCUCCUUUGAGCAUUUACCUCUUCCUUUGAGCUUUUACCUCCUCCUCCCCCACCCUUUUAUGCAACAAUGGGAAAUUGUUGCUCUCACGGACAGGACUCGGCCGAUAACGGAGAUGGACAUGCACUGGAAAACGGAGCUACCACUUCAAAUGCUGCCAAUAAGACUGGUCCAACCGCGGAAGCUUCUGUACCACAAUCUAAACAUGCGCCUCCCUCUCCUCCUCCUGCAACAAAACAAGGCCCUAUAGGCCCUGUCUUAGGUCGACCCAUGGAAGAUGUAAAAUCUUCAUAUUCUCUAGGGAAAGAGCUUGGGCGAGGCCAAUUUGGUGUCACCCACCUCUGCACACAGAAGGCAACAGGUCAGCAAUUUGCUUGCAAGACGAUUGCAAAAAGGAAGCUUGUGAACAAGGAAGACAUUGAGGAUGUAAGAAGAGAAGUGCAGAUCAUGCAUCACCUGACUGGUCAACCUAAUAUUGUGGAGCUUAAAGGAGCUUAUGAGGAUAAGCAUUCUGUGCAUUUGGUUAUGGAGCUUUGCGCAGGUGGAGAGUUGUUCGAUAGGAUUAUUGCUAAAGGACAUUACUCGGAGAAAGCAGCUGCUUCGUUGCUAAGAACCAUUGUUCAGAUUGUGCAUACUUGCCAUUCCAUGGGGGUUAUUCACAGGGAUUUAAAGCCAGAGAACUUUCUGUUACUCAACAAAGAUGAAAAUUCUCCUCUCAAAGCCACGGACUUUGGGCUGUCGGUUUUCUACAAGCCAGGAGAGGUGUUCAAGGAUAUUGUGGGGAGUGCUUAUUACAUUGCACCUGAGGUUUUGAAAAGGAAGUAUGGACCAGAAGCCGAUAUUUGGAGUAUAGGUGUCAUGUUGUAUAUCCUCUUGUGUGGUGUUCCACCAUUCUGGGCUGAGUCGGAGAAUGGGAUAUUCAACGCCAUCCUAAGGGGACAUGUUGAUUUCUCAAGCGAUCCAUGGCCAUCUAUCUCGCCUCAGGCGAAGGAUCUUGUUAAGAAGAUGCUCAACUCUGAUCCCAAGCAAAGACUAACAGCUGCCCAAGUUCUAAACCAUCCAUGGAUCAAGGAGGAUGGAGAGGCACCAGAUGUUCCUCUUGACAAUGCGGUGAUGUCCAGGCUCAAGCAGUUCAAAGCAAUGAACAAUUUCAAGAAAGUUGCAUUACGGGUGAUAGCAGGGUGCUUAUCAGAGGAAGAGAUCAUGGGGUUAAAGGAGAUGUUUAAAGGUAUGGACACUGAUAGCAGUGGAACAAUAACACUCGAGGAGCUAAGACAGGGACUAGCUAAACAAGGUACAAGGUUGUCAGAAUACGAAGUCCAGCAGCUAAUGGAAGCUGUAAGUCCUUUGGAUACUAGCAAGAGAGACUCACUACCGAUUUUUUGUUUUUUUUGCUCUGCGUUACAUGGAAUUCUACAGGCUGAUGCUGAUGGUAAUGGAACAAUAGACUAUGGUGAGUUCAUCGCAGCCACAAUGCACAUUAACAGACUUGACAAAGAAGAACAUCUUUACUCAGCCUUCCAACACUUUGACAAAGACAACAGUGGAUAUAUCACAAUGGAAGAGCUAGAGCAAGCCCUACGGGAGUUUGGCAUGAAUGAUGGCAGAGACAUUAAGGAGAUAAUUUCCGAGGUUGAUGGAGACAAUGAUGGUCGGAUAAACUAUGAUGAAUUUGUGGCAAUGAUGAGAAAAGGAAACCCGGAUCCUAUCCCAAAGAAGCGGCGUGAGAUGUCAUUUAAAUAAACAAUUAUUGAAGUAGAGGAAGAGAGGAGGAGAUAGAAGGAGAGCAGCACAUUGGGUCGAGAAACUCAUCUUCCUUUUCACAAAUGAGAGAGAUAAGGCAAAGCAAAUAUCAAAGAGAAAAGUUAUUCUAAAGUUAUGCUCGGACCGCUAAUGAUUGAACUGGAAGAUAUCUUUUAGGGAGGAGAGGGCUCAAGAAGGAAGACAAAAUCAUAAACUGGAGGGUUUGGGGGAGGUGUUUGAUGUAUGUACAUUUUAUUUUCUAGUUGUCUACUAGUGCUUAAAGUGCCAUGGGGUUUCUCAAUGUACUUAAAAAAUUCUUUUAUCAAUUCUCUUGUAUGUGUUUAGUGAAAUUUGUUCUUACUUCCUAGCAAAACAGUGAGCACCAAUUUGGAAAAAUAAUCAUAGAGCUAAACACAUAUAUCAACAACGGCUAAGGCAGAGUGAACCUAAAACCAAAUCGAUCAAGGCCUUCAUCAGAACCUACGAUUAGUUCUCCCUAAAUAUCCUUCAAACAAGGUUAUCAACUGCAUCAAAGUAAUAAAAUUUCGUAAGAGCAAUAGCUAAAUUUGGAGUAAAAAAGAUGUAUUUUUUCACUGAUUGGUCGAUGUAAAGGACAAAAGAGCAAACACACAUAACCAAAACCAUACAGA
This is a messenger RNA of Camelina sativa (false flax), 2770 nucleotides long. The record is from RefSeq and is a predicted model, not a curated record. NCBI's taxonomy places the organism in Eukaryota, Viridiplantae, Streptophyta, Magnoliopsida, Brassicales, Brassicaceae.